CCCUAUUCUAUGACUGAGAUUCUAUGCCUUUUCUAUUUUCUAACCUUAUUAGAAGUCUAUUAUUUUUGUUACAUUCUGAUUUUCACUAAACAAUAAUGAGUAGUAGCCGAAAUGAUUUGUCUUCAGAGAAAAAAAAACAUUAUGGCAAACGAAAAAUGGAUUCUUAUUCUGAUUAUGUUCAUGGGGUAGACCGUUCUAAACGCCAACCUUCGCCCGAUAACAGAAGAAUUGAUUUCUACAAAUAUGAGUUGAAGAGAUUUUUGCAAGAACACGCAAAUCUACAGAACGUUGACGACUUUUGGAAGUUUUUUGAGAAAUAUCAAAACCGUCAGCAAGGCAAAAUAUCUGAUUUUGAUAGGAAUUUUCUCUUGAACAUUGAAAUACAAGAUAAACGUAGUAUUUUGUUUGAUAGACUUCCAGUAUUAGAUAAGAAUGGCAGAAAAGUUAAAAUAAAAUAUGAAGAUUUCAAAGAAUUUCUCUUAGUAAUAAAAAUUUAUAAUGAUUUUCAGCAGAAAAUGAAAUUUUUAAAGUUGAAGAAACUAAGAAAAGCACAGAGUGAACUACCAAUUGCACAAUAUAAAAAUGAAAUUAUACAAAAACUAGAAGAAUCAAGGGUACUACUGAUUGCAGGUGAUACAGGGUGUGGAAAAUCGACUCAAGUUCCCCAGUAUGUUUUAGAAGCUGGCUAUAAAAAGAUAGUUUGUACUCAACCAAGAAGAAUAGCUUGUAUUUCAUUGUCUAAAAGAGUGGCCUAUGAGACCUUAACAGAAUUUAAAAGCACUGUUGGUUACCAGAUAAAGUUUGAAAAGUCUAAAAGAGCAGAUACUGCUAUAAUUUUUAUGACUGAAGGUCUUUUGUUGAGACAAGCAAGUGAGGAAACAACAUUGAACUCUUAUGAUGUUAUAAUUUUGGAUGAAGUGCAUGAAAGACAUUUGUUUAGUGAUUUUUUGGUUGGAGUUAUGAAAUGUCUAUUGUAUAAAAGGAACAACUUCAAAUUGAUCCUUAUGUCGGCAACUAUAAAUUUGGAAUUGUUUCAAAAUUAUUUUGCUGAGGAAAAAGUUCAAGUGAUACAAGUCCCAGGAAGGUUAUAUCCUAUAGAAAUCAAUUAUAGACCAGUGAUUAAGGAUCCAUAUGAAAGACAGAAAGACAAUUUUAACUGCACUCCAUAUCUUCAAAUUAUACAGAUGAUAGAUGAGAAAUAUCCUCCAAAUCAAAAAGGGGACCUUUUGAUCUUUUUGAAUGGUUUUAAUGAGAUAUCAAAAUUAGCAGAUGCUGUGUUGGAGUACAGUCACCAUAAAAAGAACUGGAUUGUUUUACCUCUCCAUAGUACAUUAAGUUUAGAGGAUCAGGACAAGGUGUUUGAUUAUCCUCCCGAGGGUGUUAGGAAAUGCAUAAUUUCAACAAAUAUUGCAGAAACUUCAGUUACAAUAGAUGGAAUUAGGUUUGUGAUAGAUUCAGGUAAGGUGAAUAGAAUGAUGUACCAUACUAAUGGAGGUGUUAAUAAAUUGUCUGAAAUGAGCAUCUCCCAAGAUUCUGCAAAGCAAAGGAUGGGAAGGGCUGGUAGAACAGGACCUGGUAUUUGUUUCAGAUUGUAUUCAGAAGAAGAUUACAGUCAGUUUGAGGCUUUUACUCCUGCAGAGAUCCAUUUGGUGCCAUUGGAAAGUCUGAUCUUAUACAUGAUUUCAUUAGGAUUAAAUGAUAUUGCCAACUUUCCCUUUUUGGAAAAGCCAAGUGCCAAUAGUCUGGAACAAGCAGUUGAAAAGUUGAAAUUCUGUGGUGCCUUAGGGCUUGAUAAUAAUACCCUAGAGUUAACUCCUUUAGGACAAGCUCUGAGCACUCUACCAGUUGAUCUGACUAUAGGAAAAAUGUUGAUUCUUUCUACAGUGUUCGGUAAAGUAAACUCAGUGUUGGCUUUAGCUGCACUUCUCAGUGUUCAGAGCCCCAUAUCACAGACAGCUCAUAAGAAUUUAGAUGCAGAAAAUCUUAGAAAACCACAUGAGUCAUCCCAUGGAGAUCCCCUAACCUACCUUAAUCUAUACAAGGAAUGGCUGGAUGUCAAGCAGUCUUCAACACCUAUUUCCAAGCAUUCAAAUACCGAGAGUUCAAGAAAAUGGGCUAAAAAACGUUGUUUGGAAGAACAACGUUUCUAUGAAGUCACCAAAUUGCUUCAACAAUUCAGAGAUAUUUUGAGUGAAGCAGAAUUACUAUCAAAGGACAUAGAACCCAAUUUAUCAAGUGGAGAAAGAGCUAUAAGAUAUGGUGAGCUUAAAAAUUUGAAAUCGAUGAGGUAUCAAAUGAAACAAGAAGAAAAAACGAGAAGGAGAAAGCAGUUAAAAUAUGAAAAUUUCAAUGAGUGCAACGAAGAGGAUGAUCAGAAUGAUAUAAGGGAUGUAGAGUUUAGGAUAUCCAAUGAUUUCAAGAAGUUGCAAAAUUUACUGGAGGAAACAUCAGCUGACAGUUUUAAAGAUGUAGUAUUGUUAAAACUUAUAUUAACAAGUGGUCUCUAUCCUCAGAUAGCAGUCGAAGAUGAACACAACUCCUCUAAAACAGUUUCAGAGAGGCUCUUUCAUACCAAGUCUAAAAACUUCUUGUUUUUAAGACCAACUAGUUUUUUUGUUACCAAUCCUGAGAUAUUGCAACUCCACAAUGAUGACAUUGAGGUACCUCCCCCUAAUUAUUUCAGUAACAAGCCUAUAAGCCGUAAACAUCAACUGUUGGUAUAUCAGUCAAUUUUAGAAACUAAAAAAGUUUAUUUGAUGAACUGUUUUCGAAUGCCUGCUUUGCAAACAUUAAUGUUGUUUGGAAAGAGUAUUUGUACAAAUUCAAGUUUUACUAAAUUUGUAUUUGAUGAUUUUUUGAGUAUAGACAUUCCAUAUUAUGGGCAAGGGAAAAAACUACUGCAGUUGUCCACAGAAUUAAGACUGAAGUGGAAAACAAAUCUGGAGAAGAAGCUGGAUAAAACAGAAUUAUCAGAGAUGAAUAAAAAAGAUAUAUUUUAUUUUAUUGAAGACUUGAUCUCUUUCAUGACAACAGAUGUCAGUUAUAAUAUUAAGAGACUAUUUACUGCGGAUUUGAAAGUAAUAUUCAAGAAAGAAUGUGAAUUCUUUGAUAAUGAAGACUCUUCCUUCAAUCCUUUUCAAGAAGAAUUCACUAUUGUACAAAAUUUUGAGUUCGGAGGUGUUAACCUUACUGAGAACAUUGUUUAUGAUUGUUUGAUCGAUGAGGACUGGGUUUGGGAUUUGGAGCAGAGAAUUUUAGAAGAAGUCUUUGUUUGUGACUUAUGCAGUAAUGAAAUAAUUGGAUGUUCCAUUUUUAAGAGGCUUCAACACGAAGUUAAGUGCAAGAAGACAAGUGGGAAUAAAAAAGAAUCUGAGGAGGAAAUUACACAAGUGGUUGUAAAACCUAAUUCAAAAGUUUUUGAAUGUGAAAAUUGUAGACAAAAAUUGUUAUUAACUCCUGUAGAUAUUUUGAAACAUAAAAAAUUAUGUAGUUCGAAGGACCUUUAAGCUCUUCUUAUCCUAAUUUGUUAUGGUAUUUAUUUAUGUAGAUAUAAGACAUAUAUAAUUAUAAAUUCAAUAUGACUAUAUACCUAAUCAAAAUUUAUUUUUUCAAUUAAAACUUGAGAAAAUAACUCUUUCAUUAUGA
Messenger RNA from Harmonia axyridis, 3645 nucleotides. RefSeq names its product probable ATP-dependent RNA helicase DHX34. Gene Ontology annotation, cellular component: intracellular anatomical structure. The coding region runs from base 96 to 3506 and encodes 1136 amino acids. The record is from RefSeq and is a predicted model, not a curated record. Lineage: Eukaryota; Metazoa; Arthropoda; Insecta; Coleoptera; Coccinellidae. Gene Ontology annotation, molecular function: ATP binding; RNA binding. The transcript has a single exon. Gene Ontology annotation, biological process: nuclear-transcribed mRNA catabolic process, nonsense-mediated decay.